Messenger RNA from Rotaria sordida, 396 nucleotides. Lineage: Eukaryota; Metazoa; Rotifera; Eurotatoria; Philodinida; Philodinidae. The record is from the annotation of a GenBank genome assembly.
AUGCAGACAACACCAUUUCGUGUUACGGUUAGUAAUGAUAUUGUCAAAGAACUUGAUGAAGUUAUUAAAUUAUUCAAUAUUCAACUAGUAGUGAUAAAUGAACAACAAGCAAAUGGUUCAUUAUUAAAUCCUCAAAUAUUAGAACGGUUUCCUCCGAGUGAACGUCGUACAACAUCAUCUAUAAUUCAAUGGGUACCACCAAUACCAAAUUGGAAUCCAUGGAUAGCAUCAAAUAUUGAUGAGGGUCCAUUAGCAACAGCUACAAUGGAAUUAAUUAGUGGAGAUUUACGGCAUGCUGAACAAUGCAAAAUGGAAAAUGAAUUAAAAUGUCGUCUUCAAGAACGUCAAAAUUUACCUGUUUUUACUUAUCGACAACAAACACUUGAACAUAUUUAA